UGAUCGACAGGGAUGUCUGAGGUGUUUGUGUAGAUCGCCUGUACAACGAACUUUGCUGUGUCCGGGUUUGUCAUAGCCAGAUCGUGCUGGUGUUGCCUUAAAGGGGUACUAAAGGCAGGAGCUGGGGAUCAAAUUGGUAGUCUGCGGGUGACAAUUAUGCGGUCGUUGGUCGUGUUUGAUUCAGCGAUAUGUAUUCUUCAAACAAGCGGGAAUAGGUCAAUGCAGUAUGAUAAAGGGAGAGGCCCCUUUCGGCGAUUUUGUGUAACAUAAUCUGACCUACCUGGCAUCGCCUAUAGUCUCUCUUUAAAUAGUCAUGCUCGUCGUUUCUCAACAAUCUAAGCUUGCUUAAGAAUCUCGAAGGAGCAGUGAUGGUUACUUCGACUGGAUAUCAAAAUGUUACAACGUCGCAAGAUGUUUCAAUGUCGCAAACUGCAGAUCCAUCGGAUAUUCUGGAUGCUCUCCUCUAUUACAACAGCAGUUACCUCACGCCCAUUCUUGUGAUAUUCGGCGUAAUAAAUAAUCUUUUGGUAUUGGUAGUCAUGUCUCUACCGCAGUAUAGAAAACACGUCAGUUGCCUCUACCUCAGAGCAUUAGCAGUCUUCGACAUAAUAAACUUGUUAGGAAUCGGGACAGUACUAACAAAGAACGUCAUGGUAGCAAUGAUAGCAAGGUAUGGCGACCCAUUCUGUGCAGCUUUGUCAUUUUGCUCAUAUUUUUCACCAAAUGCGUCCUCUUGGGUGAUCAUAGCCAUUACCUUUACGCGAUUCGUUGCAGUGAUGUUUCCCCUGAAGGCGCACCUGAUAACAACAUUCAAGGCAGCAAAUAUAUACAUAGCUGUGACUGUGAUUGCGUUCUGCGUCUGGGCGUCACCCUCUUUGGUCUUCAGCAAAGCACCUAAGGGUGAAUCGACGCGGGCGUUCCGUUGUGUUCUUCUCAUCCCGGUCAGUGUUAACGCAAGUUAUGAAAUGGCACAUUCAAUCCUCGCGCUGAUGUUGCCUUUCUUCGUUCUUUUGGUUUUGAAUUUGUCGAUAAUGAACAAAAUGAACCGGAGGAACAAAUCAGUUGAAAGAAUGACUGUAAGUGCUACUGAUACUAAGGAAGAGCGUUCGGUGAUAGUCAUGGUUUUUGGAGUAACAAUAGCAUUCCUUGUCUUAGUCUUACCAUACGUUAUCCAGACCAUUGUAUGGCAAGUUCUCUUGGCUUAUAAAGAGUUAAAUCCUUACCAAAUUAAACAGCGAAACUUCUCCUACACGAUGGCUUCUAUGUUCUACGCAACCAACUGUUCCAUUAAUUUCUUUCUCUAUUUCAUUACUUGUAGAAAGUUCAGGCAGGAUUUCAAAUCAGUCAUUCUCUGCGAGUGUCUUUUGGCCCAAAAGGGAUGAUAAAGGAUACUGCUUCUUCUUCAAAAGUGUUUGUCGGUUGUGCACCCUCAUGCAUCACGUAUUAGUUGCCAUUAUUGAUAGCAAUGGGUCAAACCGCCCAACUCUUGCCGCUGUGCUCCCGUGAUUACAGUGCCGUUGAGGCGGAAUGCAGCUUUCCGUUGUGUUAUAGUGAAACGUGCGUUACCGAUAGGUAUGAUAAAGCAAGUCACAACUGCCAAUCGAAGCCUGACCUGAUAUUUGCACCGAACACUUGCCCAUUUUAAGUCUUAUCCGACAAAACAUAUAGCAACGCUACACAAUAUUUCAAACCAGUGACACUUUAAUAUCAGCCUCCGUUAAAUCAUCCGCCACCCGAUCGAUCUCGCCGUUGUCUUGAUCAAGAUUGAUGUAGCAGCCGUAUUAAUAAUUUUGAAAAAGGUCGUAGUGCAUAUAUUUGCAUUUCUAUUAUCUCUGUUUACCACUAAGCGGGCAGAUACCGGUGUAGAUACAAUUGCCCAAUACAACCAUGUAUCUAAUUGUUUGACCACUAAUAAUCUGGCUGAUGAAUUGGUUUCCUUGAUUUACGCAGGUCAAUCAGAGAACCCACGAGCGAUGAGUGUAAAAGAUAUCAAGCUUUUUUCCUGAUGCAUGUUCUGCUAUGUUUUUCUAUCUGUUUCAUUUUCUGUAGACAUACCCGUGUAGCAGCUACCAGAGAUGACUCAUAUCUCGUUAUAUUCUUAGGGGUGGCUGCACUCGGUCAAGUUUCCAUUUUAUCUUGGGGAGUGCCACCCGACCCCGGCCUCGUUUCAUGGAUCGCACCACCGGUCCUCUAUUGGUUGGGCUGCCCACACCCCUUCCAGAAUUUCUGGAUCCGUCACUGGACUAUCUGAGCAAAUUCUUAAUAUAGUUCUAAAUAGAAAUAGACGCAAACGUUCAUCAAGAAAUGAAGAAUAGCACAUAUUAGAUAUGUGUGUCCUUCAAACUGUAGAUAUGAGUAUUUUAGAAUCAUUCUAUUUUCACAAACCUUGGCGUCAUUUGACCAUCUAUCUUUAUAUCAAGACCUGAUUAUAGAUUUAUCACUUCUAUAUAUGUUUCAACUUUUCAAUGGAUCUUUAUUUUCGAGUUUAUCUGGCUUGAGAGUCAGUCAUUGUAGCUCUUCCAAACUACCUUUAAUCAAAUUAUCAAGGUAGACACCCGUAUACGUUGGGUAACUUGGUUACCCAGUUUAUUCAAAGACCGAUUGAGACCGAAAUACGCUGCUUUGGAAUUGUACCGGCGGAUGAGACUUAAAUGUGUUUUUGUACUAACGUUACAGCCCCCGGUGUGAAGUAGAAAAGCCAAGGAUUGGCAAAGGAGAAUGGAGGUUUCCCGAAAGCUCUAAAUCAGUACAGGUAGUUGCUGAAAUAAGAGGAAUUUCUUGCUUUGUACGGAUUCCAAAAGAAUUUCCAAUGGUCUUAUAUUUUUCCGCGUAUGCUUGUCAUUGUAAGCACCGCUCGAUAUAAGAGAGGACAUAGUAUUUCUUAAUCAGGUAAACCUUUAACUAUUUUCCCAUGUCUGUCGCCGUGCGGUCACCACCAUGUUGCCUUCUACCAAUCAAUCUAGUAGAAAUCAAAUCCAAUUUGAUUUGCAAGUCGAUAUUUUGGAUCAACUUCUGUUUUACAAUAGUGCCUACCUCACGCCGAUCCUGGUCGGAUUUGGUACUAUAAACAACUUGCUGGUCCUAGUAGUGAUGUCUCUACCACAGUACAGAAAGCAUGUCAGCUGUUUCUACCUCCGGGCCCUCGCCGUCAUCGACACACUAAGCCUAAUAGCCACA
Messenger RNA from Lineus longissimus, 3177 nucleotides. Its product is annotated as cysteinyl leukotriene receptor 1-like. The transcript has a single exon. Gene Ontology annotation, biological process: G protein-coupled receptor signaling pathway. Gene Ontology annotation, cellular component: plasma membrane. Gene Ontology annotation, molecular function: G protein-coupled receptor activity. Bases 369 to 1382 code for a protein of 337 amino acids. NCBI's taxonomy places the organism in Eukaryota, Metazoa, Nemertea, Pilidiophora, Heteronemertea, Lineidae. The record is from RefSeq and is a predicted model, not a curated record.